AUGGACUCGGAACAGAACGCAGCAGCGGAUUCCACAGGAACCGGCGCGACUGCUAAAGAUGCUGCUGCAUCUACUGGAAGGAAGCGAGGUCGUCCUCCGAAGGCGAAACCGAGCCAGCGGCCGGAAGAGUCAGCCCCAGUCGUAGAUGGAUCGUCGGAUACACAGGUCGCACCGAAAAAGCGCGGUAGGAAAUCGCUGGCCGAACUAGCUAAAGAAGCUGCAAGCGGUUCGGAUUCUGGCGAAGAUGAUGACAAUGAGAAACAGCAGAAGAAAUUGAAGACCAAGCCAACUUCUACGACUGGAAGUGGUAAGAAACGUGGACGACCUCCUAAACCCAAACCGGCUGAUGCUGAAAGUACCUUUGGUGUGUAG
Messenger RNA from Haemonchus placei, 372 nucleotides. The record is from the annotation of a GenBank genome assembly. Lineage: Eukaryota; Metazoa; Nematoda; Chromadorea; Rhabditida; Trichostrongylidae.